AAUCACGGUUUCCGUUUAUACUGCAGCUGUUAAAUGAGCACCCCACCAAGUUACCGGUUUCGAUAUUCGGUGGUAAAUUGCUGUACUACUCGUGAACGACUCCACUACUCUAGUGACGCCAUUUGGCCAUUUCAUUAUUUCAACAUUCGGCGUUUCGGUCUGUGGCCUGUCAUUUGGUAAUUUGGUAUCCAUUUAAUGGCCGUUUGCCCAGUCUCCUGAGGAUGAUACCUAUCGUUUCUCGUCGUAGUCGUCGUGGUCGCCGAGUUUUACGCCGACCAAGAUUCAUUUUAGCCAACGGUAUUACCAUUGACGCAAACGGAUUUUUCGUCGACCCACUCAACAUGUGUCGCGUUUGUCUCUGUGACAAACAACAAGACUACAUCGACGCAACGGGACCCAACGAACCAAAUCUGAUGCAGUACGUCAGCGAAUACUACAAAGUUCACAUGAAAGUUGAUGACAACGAUAAUGGCAAAUCUACUAAGUUGUGUCAAUUUUGCAUGGAGUAUAUUGAUAUAUGGCGAGGACACAUCGAGCGAGCUGCAGCUUGUCAAUUGGUAGUGGAAAUUUUUGCUAAUAAAUGGAGAUAUAAUGCAUCAUCUAUUGCUGCUGCUACUGCAGCAGCUACUUCUGCUGCUGCUAAAACUGCUACAGUUGCCGCCGCUGCUGCUACUGCUGCUGAAACUGCUGCAAAUGCUGCUGCUAUUGCUGCUAGUGUAGCCGAAACUGUUGCAGCUACCGCUGCUGCUGUCGCUGCUGCUGAAACCGUUGAAGAUGCUAUUACUACUCCCCAGACUGUGAAUAAACCAUCAUCAUUUGCUUCAAACACAAUAAAUAAAAUAACAUCUAGUGACAAUAAGAUCAAAAAAAGAUCCAAGAAAAGAAAAAGAUCCAUGCCAAUACAUGAACAUGCAGUUCCAUCGACGUCUACAUCCAGUGACAUGUUUCAAUCACCAUUAGAAUUGACUCAACAUGGAUCAGAUUUUUCUUCCCCGGCAAAUUCAACAGAUACUAUUCCAUUUGCAUCAACUUCGACUGAAAUUCCAUUUGCAUCAACUUCGACUGAAAUUCCAUUUGCAUCAACUUUGACGGAAAUUCCAUUUACAUCAGCUUCAGCAGAAUUUAUUCCACUUGCAUCAACUUCAACAGAAAUUAAUCCAUUUGCUGCAUCAACUUCAACAGAAAUAAUUCCAAUUGCAUCAACUUCAGCAGAAAUAAUUCCAAUUGCAUCAACUUCAGCAGAAAUUAUUCCGUCAUAUACCGUUAAUGAAUUAUCAGGUGCUAAUCCAAUCUGGUAUUCAAUGGCAGAUGAAAUAACAGAUGAUGUGCCCCCACCAGUAAUGAUUCCCAGAUCUAACUCAUAUAAACCAGAAUAUGUAUGUAUAUUUUGCACUUAUCAACAUGAAGAGGUAUCACUAAAUGUGUACAAACAUAUAAUAUUUUGUCCUAAACAUUCUAAACCCUACGCUUGUUUGAUUGAAAAUUGUCACUCAGUAUUUCCCAAUAAAGAUGUCUUUAUUUCACAUUACCGUACUCAUUUGAAUCUCAACAGUUCGACUUUUUUGUGUCGUCAAUGCUUUGGUGUUUUGACUUGUUGGAGAAGAACUGGUCAUAUACACCAAAAUGUAUCAGAUUUGUUCAAAUGUUGUUCCCUUACUUUCCCUUCAAUAACUAAAUUAGUUCUUCAUAAACUUAUAAAUCAUAGUGCAAUAGUUGUCUCAAGUAACGGUCGAUCUCGUAUCCUACAAAAACCAAAUAUGUCUAUUAAGAAAACAGAACUGGAUGACGUUAAAGUUGACUUGGAUAUACCUGACAUAGUAUCAUGCAAUGAGAUAGUUAAAGAUAAUGGAAGUUUUAAGUGUUAUUGUUGUCCCUUAUAUUUUACUACAGUUCUUGAAUUUAUUAAUCAUAGUAAGAUAAAGCAUAAGAAUUUAAUUACAUUAAAAGAAAAAGGAAUAAAAUUAUGCCCUCUGUGUGAAAACAGUUACUUCAUCGAACACUUCAGCGAGCAUAUUGAAAUGUGUACAAAUACCUUGAAAGUUGGUGAAAAGUCAUUGAAUUAUUAUGGAUGUGUUUACUGUAAAUUUAUUUUCACAGAUAUAUCUGCCAGAGAAAUUCGCAACCAUGUUCUAUAUUGCAAAUCAUUUAAAUUAGGUAUUGUCAAUAACAAGCUUCAUCAUAUAUGUAACAAUUGUACUUUUAAAAGUACUAAUGAUAAAUUAUGUUUAGAACAUGCAAAUUCUAAUUGUAUUUACUUCCAAUUAAAAAUGAGAUAUGCAAUGGGACCAGAUSAAAAAAAUAAAGUUAUACAACGAAUGGAAUUUAUCAAACAAAACACUCAGCAAAAGGAGGAUGAAAAUAAUGAAGAACUUUCUGUUAUAUCAAAUACAGUUUGCAAUAAAGCUAGACAAAAGUUACUCAAAUGUUAUAAAUAUUAUUGUAAUAAUUGCAAAAAUCAUUUCUUUGAUACAGUGGUCUUUUUAAAGCACUUGACUCUAGCAGGAUCUUAUUGUCGAUCUCAAAGUUCAAUCUACUGCCAAAAAUGUGUAACUGAUUUUGAAACUGUGGCAGAGUAUCAUAAUCAUUUACCUACUAUGCCAGAAGCAUCACCAAUAGUAACAAUAAAGCAAGAAUUGUUUAAUCAAAAUAACGAUGAGGACGGUAAUAUUAUUAUGGAUUUAGUACGUACAAAUCAUAAUUAUUGUGAUGUAAAAGUGUUUGAAAUAAAUAAUGGGACGUUUGUUCAAAAACAAGAACCUUCAAAUUUUGAUGAUAUUAACGAUAUGGAAUAUCAAGAACAGGAACAAGAAGUUUCAAAUAUUGAUUUAAAUAACAGUUUUGCAUGCCAAGAAAUGGAGAUAGACAAUGAUAUUUACAUGCAAUGUGAAGUUGAAGAUAAACCGGAUUUGAGUCAAUUGUUGCCAAGAAACGGGGAAUAACAUGUGUAUAUCACAUAAUUCCAAUAAUAUUAAAACUUGACAUAGUUUUAUACUUUCAAACUUUUACUUGAUUAUUAAAAUUCAAUAUUGUUAUUUAUAUUGAUAAUAUAAUUUCUGUAGUUUUUUAAUAGCUAUUAACUUAAAAAUUACCUAUUCCAUAUUACUUUUUUUCCAUUGAGAAAGGAUUAUAUUAGUAAAUUUAUAAUCAUGAAUUUAAAUGCACAGUUUUGAUGUAAGUAGUCAUGCAGCUUAUUCAUUUUUUUAAAGUUACACUAGAAUACUUUAUAUUUGUGUAUUUAGUUAAGAUGUUUAUUAAUGUUGAAAUCUUAACAUAAAUUCCAAAAUAUAUAAUUAAA
Messenger RNA from Diuraphis noxia (Russian wheat aphid), 3295 nucleotides. RefSeq lists its product as uncharacterized. Gene Ontology annotation, molecular function: DNA-binding transcription factor activity, RNA polymerase II-specific; RNA polymerase II transcription regulatory region sequence-specific DNA binding. Gene Ontology annotation, cellular component: nucleus. Gene Ontology annotation, biological process: regulation of transcription by RNA polymerase II. The record is from RefSeq and is a predicted model, not a curated record. NCBI's taxonomy places the organism in Eukaryota, Metazoa, Arthropoda, Insecta, Hemiptera, Aphididae.